AUGUCAUCAGCUUCUCUUACUUACGCAUCUGCACUCGGUGGUUCUUUGUCUAGAAGCACCACUCCCGAACCUCAAAUCGUGGCUACGCUCCAUCAUCACCACACGUUGCUCGGUUCUGGAUUUGUUAGGGCUUGUUCAUCCAUUUAUUGCCUCCCUACCACAAGCGAUCUUAUAACUCUGCCCAAUCGACCCCCUUCAAUCAUCUUUGCUAUCAAGAUAAUAUGCCUCCACCGUUUUCUUAAAGUCAUUUUAUUUUUGAAGUAUACAAUCAGGCAAGCUAAGGAUGUUGUUAAAGGCAUACAAAAGUGUCUUGGAAGCAAGAAUCCAAAAGUUCAACUUCUUGUAUUAACACGCCUUGGAGCAAUUUUUCCACAGAGGACUGACAGACCAGCGCCAACUGUCACAAACCCACAAACCCAAAGCAGGUCUUCAUUUACAAAUAAUCCAGAAAAUGGAAAUGAAGCAGGCGAGUCUUCUGUGGAGGCUGAGUUUCCAACCUUGAGGGGUGAAGACUACCAUUUGGUCAAACUGACAAUAAUAGACUUCAAUAGCAAGAAAGAAAGGGAUGUAGUGGUUGAACGAAGAGGCCAUGAUGCUGCACGCUUAUGUAACAUUGAUCAUGCUCAUGGAUGGGAGAAGGAUGUGGUUAGUUUAGUUUCCAAGGAGCAAGAGAAGAGGAAGAUUGCAAUUUCUUUUGAGUGUGAAACGCUUAAAGCCGAUGAAGCAGCAGAAGGGCAUAUUAGGCAGUUCAUGCCCAAAUUAACUGGAUUGGAUGCUGUUGUUAAUAUUGGGAAGAUGAGUGUCACAGGUUUGGACUUUAAAGCAGAAGUGGGACGUCUCCACUUCCACUACUUUCUUGGCUCACAGCCUCAACAUCCCUCACACCACUAUCAUUGCUCUCAAACUGCAUAUCAUGAGCCCGUCCCAAAGUUGCAUUUGUGCCCCCUUGAGAUUCAUCAUCUACUGCAGGUUGUGAAGGUGGCAGAUUUUGGGGUUGCCAUGUUUCUGAGUCAAGGGGGAGUUAUGACAGCAGAGACUGGAACAUACAGAUGGAUGGCUCCUGAGGUUAUAAAUCAUCAACAAUAUGAUGAAAAGGCGGAUGUUUUCAAUUUUGCGAUUGUUUUAUGGGAGCUUGUGACAGCCAAGAGCUGGUGCAGUUACCUACUGAUGAGACUGGAAAUUGUAAAGGUUUUGGUUUCAUUCAGUUUGCACGCCUUGAAGAUGCCAGAGCUGCAUAGAGUUUAA
Molecule: messenger RNA, 1245 nt
Organism: Lactuca virosa
Lineage: Eukaryota; Viridiplantae; Streptophyta; Magnoliopsida; Asterales; Asteraceae
Source: the annotation of a GenBank genome assembly